Molecule: messenger RNA, 1104 nt
Organism: Endocarpon pusillum Z07020
Lineage: Eukaryota; Fungi; Ascomycota; Eurotiomycetes; Verrucariales; Verrucariaceae
Exons: 2
Coding region: 1-1104 (367 amino acids)
Biological process (GO): tRNA wobble position uridine thiolation
Cellular component (GO): cytosol
Molecular function (GO): sulfurtransferase activity; tRNA binding
Source: RefSeq, a predicted model, not a curated record
AUGCCAGCUGCACAGCUGUUCAACGAUUGUGCAGAUUGCCACUCGAUGGAAGCAUCCAUUGAUGUGCGCAAGCGUUGGCUUUGCCGGCAAUGCUUCAUCAAAUACAUUGGUUCCAAACCUGUCAAGCGAAUUAAGUCCUAUCGGCUGAAAGAGGAAGUGAUCGAGCAGCCCCAGAAGCUUCUCCUUCCUGUGUCUGGUGGAGUCUCAUCAGUGGUCCUACUGCAAAUCUUAGACGGUCUCCUACAGCGACAGUUUUCGAAUCGGGGCCGGAAGUCCUACGAACUUCAUCUUCUAAUGGUAGAAGCACCUUCACUAGUCUCCAAUAGAAGCGUUGCCGCAACCUUUGAUCGUCUGAAGCAGAAAUUUCCUUCUCACACCUUCUCCCUGGUUCCAUUACCUGAAGUUUUCAAGCUAGAUAGCAGCAUCUGUGAAGACCUAUCAGACCUCGGUGCACAGCGAGGGAAGACCCCCCAAGCAAGCCUUGAUACUUUGUUGUCGUGUUCGAAAACUGCUUCAUCUCGAACGGAUGUGCUGCAACUCUUGCUUACUAGGCUCAUCGUGGCAUUUGCGAAAGUCAAUGCAUGCAACGGCAUUCUUUGGGGUCAUUCAAAUAGCCGGCUAGCUGCCAAAGCUUUGUCUAGUGUCUCAAAGGGGCGCGGUGGGUAUUUGCCGUUCGAUGUUGCUGAUGGGCCAACACCAUGGGGCAUUGCCUUCUACUAUCCAUUGCGUGACUUGUUUAAGUCAGAAUUGGCCAUGUACACGAGUGCACUUCCGGAUGACUUCUCUGGACUGGUUGUCCAUGAUGUGGCAUCCGCACCAACGUACACCGCUUUACGGGCCACCUCGAUCGAUGACCUGUUGUCAGCCUACAUUAACAAUCAAGGCGAGAAGUAUCCCAGCCUAAUGGCGAACGUCGUUCGUACAGCUGGCAAGCUGCAGAUGCCCGUCUCUGCUCUGAAGCAAAGUGCAUCAACAUGUGGUAUCUGUGCCAUGCCAAUACCUGAGACCAUGGCAAGUCAAGAGAGUGAUGAGCCAAAUAUCUGCUACGCUUGUCAACGUCUGAAGCUUGAGACGAUAUCAUCACGUGGUCCUUGUUAUCAGUAA